GCGUGUGUGUGUGUGUGUGUGUGUGUGAGUAAGUAAGUAAGUAAGUGGGUGUCGCUGUGCACUCGCUCGAGCGCUACACAAUGAUCACACAAGACAAGGAAGCCGUAGGAGACGGCAGCGGUUCCGCGGAAGCACAAUCAAUCUACUAAAGUCCUGUUUGCGCUCGUGUUGUUUCAGACUUCCGGUUGGACUAGGCUCGUGCCAGACAAGAUCUUGGUGGAUAACAAUGUGUCAGGGUUUAAUCUGUGUGCGCGCGCCGCGGACUACUGAGCCGCCGCGGUCCCGUUGAUCUAUGGAGGGCACGAGCACCGAGCCAAAUCCGCUACCCGAGACCCCGCUGUGUGAGACAUGGUGACAGAUGAACAUCGCGGGAAGGACCAUGGCUGAGCGGGCCAGCAAAUUCGUGCUGAUCGUCGUUGGCUCCGUGUUCUUCAUGCUCAUUUUGUACCAGUACGUAGCGCCCGGUGCGAUCAACUUCGGCUCGCCGGCGCAUGGCUACCUCACCGAGGAGGACAUGACGAUCUUCCCCACGCCGGAUCCGCACUAUGUGAAAAAGUACUACUUCCCGGUGCGGGACUUGGAGCGCAGUGUGGACUUCGAGAUCAAGGGCGAGGACGUGAUCGUGUUCCUGCACAUCCAGAAAACCGGCGGCACUACAUUCGGACGGCACCUGGUACAAAACGUGCGGUUGGAGGUACCGUGCGACUGCAGGCCGGGCCAGAAAAAGUGCACUUGUUACCGGCCGAACCGCAAGGAGACUUGGCUCUUCUCGCGCUUUUCUACCGGUUGGAGCUGCGGCUUGCACGCGGACUGGACCGAACUGACCAACUGCGUGCCCGGAGUCCUCAACAGGAAGGAGAGCAAAACAAAGAAACUGAGGAAGUUCUACUAUAUCACGCUUCUUCGGGACCCAGUGUCAAGAUAUCUAAGUGAGUGGCGCCAUGUGCAACGAGGCGCCACAUGGAAGACGUCCCUGCACAUGUGUGACGGCCGCACACCGACACCCGACGAGCUUCCCGUCUGUUACGAUGGUGCGGACUGGUCAGGCUGCACCCUUCAGCAGUUCAUGGAGUGCCCAUACAACCUGGCCAACAACCGGCAGGUGCGCAUGUUGGCUGAUCUGAGCCUGGUAGGUUGCUACAAUGCAUCCACGCUGCCUGAGAAGCAGCGUGCCCGUCUCCUACUCGAGUCAGCUAAGAAGAACCUGCGUGACAUGGCCUUCUUUGGGCUGACAGAGUUUCAGCGCAAAACACAGUACCUGUUUGAGCGCACCUUCCGUCUCCGCUUCAUACGGCCAUUUGUACAGUACAACAGUACACGUGCUGCUGGUGUUGACCUUGAAGAGAGCAACGUGCGACGCAUUGAGGAGCUCAAUGAGCUCGACAUGCAACUCUAUGACUACGCAAAGGACCUGUUCCUUCAGCGGUACCAGUACACACACAUGCUGGAGAGGCGUGAGCAAAGAAUGAUGCUCCGAAAUAGAGGCUCUUUCCACAGCCUGGCACGGGAGGAGGGUGCAGGGGGAGAGGGCACUGCUCGGCUGCCUACUGAGGAUUACAUGAACCAGAUUGUUAGUGGAUGGUAGCCCAGGAGAUCUCUCUUUAAAAAGAAAGAGAGUCACAAAGACAGACAAUGGGUGGAUAAUCCAUUUUUUCUCCAACCUUUGGACAUACAAAGUGGUUAUCAUGGACUCCUUUCCCCAGCAAUCUUUAAAGAAUAAGAUGCAACAGAAAACAGGCAAAGAUAGUGAGUGGUGGAUGUGGCCUUUUCCGAGAGAAGGGAGCAUUAUGGGCUCUCUCUCUCUCUCUCUCUCUCUCUCUCUCUCUCUCUCUCUCUCUCUCUCUCUCUCUCUCUCUCUCUCUCUCUCUCUCUCUCUCUCUCUCUCUCUCUCUCUCUCUCUCUCUCUCUCUCUCUCUCUCUCUCUCUCUCUCUCUCUCUCUCUCUCUCCCUCCCCCUCCCCCUCCCCCCCAGGAAUCUUUAAAGAGAGAGGUGCAUAAUGAGAGAAUUGAGAAAUGGUGGGUGAAGGAACCUUAUCUGUUUCAGCUCAUGUAGAAAGAUAGGGAUCAUUAUGGACCCUUUCUCUUGUUUCUCCCAGAAAUCUUUGAAAAGACAGAAACAUGCAGCGGCAGAGAAAUGGCAAAGAUCAUGGGCAAAGGAGUCAUCUCUUCCUCUGCUCACAGAUAGAGAGCGAUCAUUGCAAGCGCUCUGUCUUUCCUCCACAAAUAAGGUGGUUUGGGCCAGACCUUCAAGAGAUGGUAGUUAUUAAGGUGACUAGGGCUUUAGAGUGCAUCUUUCCAGAUGGGUGAGCACGUAUCCCCAUCCCCUCCAUAAAGCCCAGACUUAAAUGACAAAUUGUACAUGCUUAAUACAAUGAAACCAGUAAAGCGUUGUUCCAAUGAGCUGCAACACAAUUCUACAAAGCUUAAUUUUGUAUAAGAAUGGGGGGGAAAAUGUGAAUAAAAUCACUUGUCUUAGGAAAGUCAUCCAAAUAUCGGGGAUAUUUAGAAUGUUUUAUAUUCUGUGCAUAAAUCUUAAGUCUCUCCUUUUUUUUUUUGGUAAACUGAUGUGAAGUGCAGAGACUGGAAAUGUCCACAUGAGACCGAGUUUGUGUUAAGAGAGAUAUAUGUUAAUAUAUAAUACAGACAUGGCAUUGUUUUUCCAGCAUAUGUUUCUACCAUUGUAUGUGCUGACUGUGUGAGUGCUCAGCCUCUCUGGUUAUUUGAUUCAUCAGUUAAAUGAAGACGUUCUUGGCAAGACAUGUUCACAUAGAAAUAAGGUAGUGUCAUUUGUUCCAUCUACAAUCUCAUCUGCUUGUAAGAAUAGUGCGAGAAAAUAGGAUAACAAACACAAUACUUCUUUCUUGGAAAAGCAUGAAGUUCUGCUUUAAACCUGCACAAGUGUGUGAGUGAAAGUGUGUGACUGACCUAUAAUUGUCUCCCUGUGUGCAUGUAUGUGUGCGUGUUGACGGCUUUGUUUUUGUUUUUUUUUUCUUUUUCUGUUAAAUAACAGUGCAUUCAACAUGAACGAUCCAGUCUCUCAGUCCCUGCAAUUCGGCUUUAUCAUAAAGACUCCACAAUACAGACCCUCUCACAUUCCAUGCAUUCAAACUGUAAUAACAGUAAAACAAUUGGAGCCUGUGCAGCAACGUGACAUCCUGAGAUGGCACUUCAUAAACGUCCCUGUCAAUCCUCCAUGAAAGCAUACUUACCCUAAGUAAUAAGAAAGUGUGGAAAUAUGUAGCGUGCGUAUGUAUGUACAGUUCUAUAUUUGUGUGAGAGGGCAUCUUAAUAUGAGGCAUUUCAAAUGUCUCCCCUUUUGUUUUCCAUUCAUAUUCUAUAUUGUUGUACUGUAUUAGUACUUCUGUUAUGCUAAAUUGAUCUUAAAGUUACCAAUAAAAAAAAAAAAAUCUU
Molecule: messenger RNA, 3410 nt
Organism: Ictalurus punctatus (channel catfish)
Lineage: Eukaryota; Metazoa; Chordata; Actinopteri; Siluriformes; Ictaluridae
Gene: hs6st1b
Product: heparan sulfate 6-O-sulfotransferase 1b
Exons: 2
Coding region: 359-1585 (408 amino acids)
Cellular component (GO): membrane
Molecular function (GO): heparan sulfate 6-sulfotransferase activity
Source: RefSeq, a predicted model, not a curated record